UAGGCGGUCCGCUAAUGUCAGCCCUCUUUCCCUGUCGGAUUACAGCCGAGGCAGCACGCAAAGGAACUGUUACCAAGCCAUAAAACAUCGAACAAAAUCCAUUCCACAAUAGGGAAGCAUACAUUAUCCGCCAGCAUGCCAAAACAAAGUACCAAGAUGAGUGGAGUGCAGUGCCUCGCAACAGAGAACAUCUGGUUCGACAAACGGUGCUACGAUGAGGCAGAGAAGUGCUUCUACGAGGGAGCCAACGGACCCACUUCACAGGCGAAAACGGCCCUGCUGCAGCCAAAAGUGUCCCCGCAAAAACGGCGGCACAGAAACUCCUCCUCACAUGCAGGAGGAGACCAGGAGCUGGUUUCUCGCAUGAAGAGCAUGGAACUAGAAAACCACACUCUGCACAAAGUGGUGGAGGAGAUGAGAGCAGCCCUGCAGAAGCUGGAGUCCAGAGUGGUUGUGCUGGAAAAGAGCCCGGCGGCCGUCACAUGUGUUAAGGUUGCUCCAGUCAAACAGGUAAAGGUGGAAAAUGACGACGAUGACAUUGACUUGUUCGGCAGUGACGAAGACGAUGAGGAGGCAGAACGCAUCAAGCAGGAGCGCAUUGAUUCCUAUGCAGCCAAGAAAUCCAAGAAACCCACCCUCAUCGCCAAGUCAUCCAUCCUGUUAGACGUUAAGCCCUGGGACGAUGAGACUGAUAUGGGGAAGCUGGAGGAGUGUGUGCGGUCUGUGCAGAUGGACGGGCUCCUGUGGGGAGCAGGCAAACUGGUGCCAGUUGGCUACGGCAUCAAGAAGCUGCAGAUCAACUGUGUGGUCGAGGACGACAAAGUCGGCACCGACAUCCUGGAGGAGGAAAUCACCAAGUUUGAGGACUAUAUCCAGAGUGUAGAUGUUGCUGCCUUCAAUAAGAUCUGAGUUCCACCAAAGUAUUGCUGCUGCUCCUGGCUUGCACGGUUAUUAAAAUGCAAAGUUGAGGACUAAC
Messenger RNA from Cyclopterus lumpus (lumpfish), 976 nucleotides. RefSeq names its product eukaryotic translation elongation factor 1 delta a (guanine nucleotide exchange protein) (gene eef1da). NCBI's taxonomy places the organism in Eukaryota, Metazoa, Chordata, Actinopteri, Perciformes, Cyclopteridae. The coding region runs from base 136 to 909 and encodes 257 amino acids. The record is from RefSeq and is a predicted model, not a curated record. Gene Ontology annotation, biological process: translational elongation. Gene Ontology annotation, molecular function: guanyl-nucleotide exchange factor activity; translation elongation factor activity. Gene Ontology annotation, cellular component: eukaryotic translation elongation factor 1 complex; cytosol. The transcript has 9 exons.